AUUGUACACUAGUAUCAUUCAUCAUCAGACUUGCUUUUCAAAUGUCACGUUAUUUAGAUAUGUUUGUUUGCUUAAGCAUCAAACCUAAACUGUUCUACAUAAGGGACUUGAAACUUAUUCUCGUUGCAUCAAAAGCCUCGGGCUUAUAGAAACGCUCUCGAGUGCGUUUUCUAGGCCCAUAACCAGUACUUGGUGUCAUUGGGAAGAUCUAGAGAACUGAGUCUCCCUGAGUGGAGAUUGAACCCAUGACCUCCCGAUUGCAAGGGCUAAGUGAGAGAGCAAUAAUGGCCGAACUGCCAGUAGGAGCUCGAGUGUCGAGUCUGUUUGCUGUCCCAACCCACCGCGACCUGCAGCCACAUGGCUCUAGCAUCCUUUCAUUUGCCUAUGACCCUACUGAGGAUGGUAACAGGAAAGCAAAAAAGAUUGUGUAUGAGAACACAUACAAGAUGGAGCCACCUGAGAAAUUCAGGGCAGACAAAGUAAAGCCAAUCAUUGAGAAAGUUCUGGCCACCAAUCUGGAAGGGAAAAAGUACGACCCCAUAGAGUGCGCUCUGCUCUCCAAGGCCUUGGCUGACGACAUUAAACUCCAGGUCAAGGAGCUCAACUACAAAAGAUACAAGAUCAUCUGCCUAGUGACCAUUGGUCAGAGGAAUGAUCAAGGGGUCAGUGUAGGUAGCCGCUUCCUGUGGGAUGCAGACAGGGACACGUUUGCUGCAGCCUCCUGGAGUAGCCGUCACCUUUACGCAGUGGGAACUGUGUAUGCCCUCUACUAUGAGUGACCAACAUGGGAACAGGGGACAUGUUGCAGAAACAUCUUAUGUUGAAUUAUUUAUUUUUGUACAGUUUUAGUACUUUAUCUGAAGUAUUUAAUUUUAGCAUUUUAUAAGUUCAAAAUUGGUCCCUCGAACAGCAUUAAAGCAGAUAGUUAUUUAAAGUUAUUUGAUUUUUUAGAUCUUACUAAAAUUUCAUUUAAAUAUGAAAUUAUUAAGAUUAGGUUAAAUAAUCUAAAGAUCUAACUUAAGAUGUUUCUGGAGUAUGAGCUCAGAACCUGCCAAGAUCUAUAUAUGAAGCCUGUCUCAAUACGCAGCAUCCUUCAUUACAACUUUGGUUAUUACCAUUAUUUUUUUAAAAUACUCAGUGGUUUUACAUGCAGAUACAAAAGGAAGCAAGAAAGGAUUAUCAGAAAAGCUCUGAACUGUUACCAGUGUCCUCAUUAGCACUUACCAUUUAAAUGCUUUGUUAAUUGUUAUUGUUUUGUUCUACAGUUUUUAAAGCCAUUGUGGUCUACAUAGUUAUCAAUCUUAUACUAGACUGUGAAUAUUUACAUGUGCAAUCAAAUGGUUCUAGUCAUUUUGCUGUUUGUGGUCAUUGAUUGUUGUUUUGGAUUAUUAUUAUUACCCCCCUUUCAAGCAGUGGGUUAAAUUGUUUUGCACCUUUCAGUUGGUAAGUUUGUCCAUAAACCAUUUUGUUUCAGCAUGAUAUUAAAGAAAAACUUCAACUUACUGUCAUCAAAGUUUGUAUAGAGGAUAUUUGUUGGAUUCGAUGGAAUAACGAUUUUAUUUCACGAGUGAUCAUAUAAUAUAAUAUUUUAAAUAUGUAUUCAGGGGUUUUUCAGCACUGUCUGCGCCUCCGGGAAACGGAGGCAUUCCCAAAGCAAACGGACCCGUUCCCAAUCGAAUUUUGAUUGCAUUUUUCCCAAUUCCAAAAAAUAAAAUCUUCCAAAAUCGUAAAAAUAAACAUAAUUUUUAUCGAAAGAGUGACUUCCCUUCAUUCACAACAUAAUAAAGCCUUUAGUGACACAGAUUUUUUGGUGCAUUUGCCGGAUACAUUUACUCUCAGCGAUGACGUUCGAACUGUUCCACAUUAUACAAGAGUAUAUAGAGCCACACAAUACACAUUCUAUACCAUAUCUGUAGACGCUUAUUUUCAAUCAUGGCUUCGCACAAUAGUAAAUAUUACAUUAAAAAAACAAAACAAAUAGACGCUAAAGGAUGUGUAACGAUAUCAUCGAUGUUUUCGAAACGCUCAGAAUCUUCCGAAAUUACUGCCGCGAGUAACCCUGAACAGACAGGCUCGGACGAUACGCAGCAAAAUGUAACAGCAACAGAAGUAAUGCCAGGGCCACAAAAUCGGCAACUGAAUGCUCAGAGCCUUGUAAGAAAGUUGUAGUUCAAUCGUCAUUUAAUACAUUAAAGUAUGAAAUGAAAUACCCAUGGCUCUAUUUUAGCUCGGCCAAAAAUGUUGCUGUAACUUGUGUUUGAGCAGUGUUUGUUUUGCAUGUGUUUAUAUAAAGAAAAUUGUUAAACCACAGACUUAUUUAAGCAUGAUUAAUUCAAUUUGUUUUCCCCAAAAUGAGCCGUUUCACGAAACAAAAAUUCCCAAAAUGGGCAAUUUUGUCGAUAAAAAAUUCCCAAUUUGGUCAGACUCCUUUUCCCAAAGUAGGCAGAAAAACCCCUGGUAUUUUUUAUGAUCACGAGUGAGUUAAAAUAGAUAUUUAUCGAAUCCAACAAAUUUUCUUUUUAUUUUAUGCUUUUUCCAUUGUUAAUUUACAUUGUAAAGGAGUUUAACUGGAUAAUUUCGCUUGAUUUAUGACGUCAUUUUGUCGAAAAAAAUGAAGUCAUUUCAAAGUAAAACAGUGAAAAAUAUCGAUAUUUUUCGCUGUUAUUUUUCACUGUUUAAAACAGUGGAAUACCAGUUUUAUUUCACUGAUAUUUCUAUAUAAACCACUGGAAAGCAUAAAAUAAAUAGAUGAUAUUUGUUGGAAUCGGUGAAUUAUCAACUACAAUUCACGAGUGAUCAUAGAAAAAAUAUAUUUUCUAUGAUCACGAGUGAAUUUAUAUUGAUAUUCCACCGAAUCCAACAGAUUUUAUUUUUAUUUUAUGCUUUUUUCACAGUUAAUAUACAUUGUUAAAGAGUUUAACUAAAGAAUUUCGCUGAAAUAAUGGCUUCAUUUCGUCAAAAAAAUGACGUCAUUUCCCAGUAAACAGUGAAAAUUAUCGAUAAUUUUCACUGAUAGUGUUAACUGUUUGAAACAGUGAAAUUAUCAGUUUUAAAUCACUGAUAUUUCUCUAUAAACCACCGGAUAGCAUAAAAUAAAUGUUUGUUAAUUGUGAGGUAAAUUCAUAUGAACUUUGUAGUCAACGGGCCUAAUCACAUGCAAAUGUUAUAUUUGGGCCGCGUUCUGAGAAAACUGGGAUUAAUACAUGUGCGUAAAGUGUCGUCCCUGAUUAGCCUGUGCGGACUGCAAAAGCUAAUCUGGGAUGACACUUUACGCACAGUCAUGCAUUAAGCCCAGUUUUCUCAGAACAAGGCUCAUUUGAUCACCACUGUGGGAGUGUUCUUUAUAUCUCUACCAAAGACACCAAGUACUGAUUCUAGUUCCAGGAAACAGACUUGAGAGUGUUUCAAAUGAGCCCAAGGCUUUCUAUGCAGUUGAGCUAAAAUAAAUAGGUUUAAACUAAAUGUUCUCUCCAUAUGCCAUAUAUUGAAUAACACUAUGAAGAUAUAUUAUGGUAAAUACAAAUGCCAAGGAAAAUUUACAUACCAGUACAUUUAAUAAAAAUUAUCAUUUCGUAAUGAAAAUAAUCACUUUUUUAUCAUACAUUUUAUGUGAUGCAGUUUUAAUCAGUAAAAAAAAUAUAUAAUAACACACAUCCGUUAAUGCAUUAAAAUCAUAAAAGAUUUUCACCUAUACUGUGUUUGUCAUGGCUUGCUAUUUUGUCUUAGUUAAAACAAUCAAAUAACUGCGAUAUAUAUGCCAUUUCAUCUCUCAAAUGGGAAAUGCAAUUUAUUUUACCAUCAAAUGCAUAGAUAGCUUCAAACAUAUACAUAAACAAAUACUAGUACUCUACUCUCAAUAUAAUUAUAUAUGACAAAUGUUUUGGGUGGUUAUCAACAUUAAGGUCAUAUCAGGAUAGUCACACAAAUAAGUAUGUUGGUUUGUCAUUAGGGGAGACCAUUAUUCAUCCAGUUAAAGAUCAAGAUAUCAAAAGUCAAGGUCACAUGGGCAUGAAAUAUUUAAAGCAUGUGGAAACAAAUUGUGUGCAUAUCCGUGGGGGGACAUGUUAAACAAACAUCACCUGUAAUAUAUUGAUGUGGUCUUAUUCCCUGCUGCAAUAAGAAUUAUCUAGUCUUUAAGGUUAUCUUAUCAAUUAUUUAUGAGUUGUUGCAAAUUAUUUUUUCCUGUUUACUUAAUACAUCAUUAAAAUGUCUACAUAUAUCUAAAAGCAUUGUUAAAAAUGUGCAUCGUAUAUGAAAUGUGUGUGUAGUUAUUUUAUUUGUUUACAAUGAAUUAAUGUUAUUUGUUGUAUUUUACCAUUUAUUUCUUCAACUGAUAUUAUUAAAUAUCACUUACUGUUAAAAUAUUAGUGAUUAAAGAUGUUAAUUUUAUAGAAACUUGUUUUAAGUUACUUAUAACAAAAUAUAGAAUAUUUUAUGCUAUGUGCUUAACUACUGAUAUUUUUAAGCUAAUAGUAACAAGCAGUGAAACCAACUUAUAGCCAAUAUUAUCCUGGCAUUGAAUUUCAUGCAUGGAUAUAUUAAAAUACUGUAAUGAUGCAUUCAUUACUUUUGUGACUAGAAGUGAUUAAAACCAAUGCAAGUGUUGCACACUAAGUAUAUUAUUAUUCCGUCAUUUAACUUGUGCAAAACAUGCACAAACAUGACCCAAUCCAAGUAAAGGAGACAAUUCAAGCAAAUAAUAAUUGCUAAUGGAGCUAAUUAAUAAAACAAAUUGUAUAAUGAACAAAGAAAAAGGUAAAGUAUAUUCUAGUAAAAAAUUAAGAUGUGACUUCUCAUUAAAAGUAGGCUUCAAUUAAAUGUUUAUUUCACAUGCCAAUUCUAAUGCUUAUAUUCUGUGCUGAUACAUAUAUCAUUUGGGUCUGGUAAGUACUUCAUUUUUUAUGGCAUAAAACAUUUGUUAAUGCUGAGUUGACUCCAUCAAGAGAAGAAGCUAUGGAUUGGUUGACUGACUAGAGCUUCAAAUGUUUUUGCCGAGUAUAAUUGUCAGAGAUGUCACAGCACAUACACUGGCACUUGUUUCCCUUUAAGUUGCUUAUGCCAUUUAUGUACAGAAAAAUGAUAUAAAAAAUGUGUGAACUUGUUUA
Dreissena polymorpha is the source of this 5105-nucleotide messenger RNA. RefSeq names its product dynein light chain Tctex-type 5-B-like. Gene Ontology annotation, molecular function: dynein intermediate chain binding. The transcript is spliced from 6 exons. The coding region runs from base 246 to 779 and encodes 177 amino acids. The record is from RefSeq and is a predicted model, not a curated record. Gene Ontology annotation, biological process: microtubule-based movement. Lineage: Eukaryota; Metazoa; Mollusca; Bivalvia; Myida; Dreissenidae. Gene Ontology annotation, cellular component: cytoplasmic dynein complex; cytoplasm.